CCCCGCGCUCCUCCCCGCGCUCCUCUCCGGGCUCCUCCCGCCCACGCUGCGCCGCUAACCCCGGGCCUGCGAGUCCUGCGCUCCGGCUCGGUCUGCUCUUACUCCCUGAGCUUCACCGCGGGACCUGAAACUCUCUUUUACUGCCUUCCCCCCUUGCUCUCGCCCCUGGUCCCACUCUCUUCUUUUUCUCCUCGGUCGAAGGAAGUCCGUUUCCCCAGUCCUCGUCUCUCUAUCCACACCCUCUUCCCUCGAUUUUGCUCGGCUUGUCUCCAGGCAGAGGCAGCUCUGCGCUCCGACGCGCCUUCGCUGCAUCCGGCAGGAGCGGGGAGCCCUGGGCCUCACGUACCUGCGCGGACUGCUGGUGAGGGUUGCAGGGCGCCUGGCCGGCUCUCGACGUUCUUCUGACUGGUUGGUGCUGAGGGAAUCUGGAGUCAACAUUGUCAGCCUUCCGGGCUCUGCAUGCUGGCGGUCAGCAGUUGACUUCUUCAUCUUGGUCGGGGUUUUAGCGUCUGCAGAACAUCUCAAGGAUACAGCUCAGGGUGUUACCGACAGCCCUCAAGGAGGAACUAAAGUUUGGAGCCAGAAAAAAAGGUGUGGAAAGGACGUGUGAAAUCAAGGUUCCGGUGGACGUGCUCAGACCUGGUACCUGGCGCAUCCUGCCCAGACUUCUGAUGCACAGAGUCCCUGGAAAUAAAUGUCAUUGCUGUUUUGUAUCGCUAAGUUUUGAAACGGUUUGGUCUGCAGCAGUGGAUAACCAAAGGUACAUCGUCUACUGAAUUAAACACUAAGUGUGCAGCUGUAGUAAUUAAUUCUGCCUCCAGCUUCCCUUCCUGUGGUAACGCCUACCCAUCACCGUCCCGAGCUCUUCCCGCAGCCCUUCCCAGCACCGCCAGCAGCGUGCGCAGUGGAGCGAUGUUGUGUGUGUCGAGCACGUUCUUAGCAUUGUGUUUCUUAUUCGCAUGUUUGACAAGCGUUGAUUGAGAUCCACGUCAGGCCAGACUCUGAGGGUUUAGAGCUGAGUGUCUGCCUUCUAUCUUCUCCAUUUUUCAAACCAGAAUUUACAUAAUCAUUCCUUGGAAAUCGCUCUUUGACUUGAACAGAUUGAUCCAGGUGUCCUUUUCUUGCGUAUUUGUACGUUUUAGCUCCAAAGAACUUAUGGUACCUUACAAUAUGACCUAUGGUAUCAAACCAUGAAAAUAAAAUUAAAAUGGAAAGUAUCAGGACAGAAAAAUAAGUACACAAUGAACCGAGUUUAAUGGCAUUGCCGCAAGUGAGCGAGCACCUCUGGGACCCCGGCGGAAGGAGGCCGCGGGUGGGUCAUUUUCAUGGCUCGGUGAAAGCAGGCAGGUCACUGCUCCAGCAGAGAUGGAGAUUCUGACUCCCCUGCUGGGGGGUGGGGGGACAGGGGACCAGAGGUGAGCAGCGGAGACAGCACGGGUGGACGGCAGGGCUUGCGAGGACCUGGGCCGUGGGAAGAGCAGAGCGUGCUGGGGCUGGGAGGGCGGCAGGAGGCUGGUGGGAAGGGCUGUGGCCGGAGGAUGCAGGGACAAAAGGGCUCAUCGAUGGGGCAGGCCCUGGGCUGGAGAUUCGGACUCGGGAGAAUGACGAGUUUCCUGGCCAGCGCUUCCAGGGUUCAGUUUAAAUGAGACGAGCGUGUAGGAGGGGGGUUGGGGGUUGAAGAGAGUGGGUGUGCACUGGACUCUCCUGGUAGAACCUGCCGGAAUGGAAGCCUGUUCCAGAUUCAGACCACUGGGGCGUCUGGAUCCAGAGAGACAGCGAAAAGUCAGAUGGCGACAGAAGGCCAGCGGGGCCUGCUCAGCCUCCAGAGGCUCCUGGCCCGCACACAGCCUCCCCUCUGAACCACGGAGUCCUGGCGCGGAGGCCCCCCCCCCCCCGCCACCACCUCGUCCUUUCCGAGCGUGGCGAUUGGCAGAGACCGGCCCAGACAGGACGGGCGGCCUGGCCAAUGGGGCGGCCGGCGGGGCGGGUCCGCGGACAGCGGUUGGGGAGGAAGGUGGGUUCCCGAGGGGCUGGAGGGCGAGGAGGGAGGCCGAGCGGGGCUUCCGAGGGCGGCGCAGACGCGGGGGCGCGGUGGGUCCACCCGGAGAGGCCUCCCGGUCACCGCUCGGUCGGGCCGCAGCGCUGUCCGCGAAGGAAGAGGAGCAGGGAGCGGCGGGCCCGAACCCCAACUGCCCCACCCCCCGCGGGAGCCGCCGACGCUGACGACCAGUCGGAGAGAUGACAGACACAAGUGUAACGGUGUGACAGUGGGGUGCGUCCUGAGGGGGACAGUGGUUGUCCUGGGCUGAAAUGUGGAGAGAGAAGGGACCCUGGCCGGGGGAGCAGACACUUGUGGUCAGGAUGUGAAGCCCGCUGCUGACGGCAGUCCGACUCGAGCGAUGUCCUCAGAUGUGCUGGGGAGUCCAGCUCGGCUGUCAUGUUCUGACUGAGCUCCUCUUGUCUUCCCUUCCCCAGCCGGUCCGCACCCCCGUCCCUGAGCGUCCGAGGAGAUGGCCGCGGCGGCGGUGGCUGGGCUGAUCCCGGUGCUGCACUCGGUGGCCGGCGACAAGUCCAGCUACUACGUUGGGCGGCAGCUGUGGUUCGGCUUCAUCGCGGUGUACGGAGUGGUGGUGUACGUGGUCCGCAUGCCCUGGGCCGACCUCCACCAGGACUUCUGGUGCCAUGGCAGCAUCACCUACCCCUGCCUGAUCGAGUGCUUCGAGAGCAGCUUCAGCAGCCCCGUGGUGGGCCUCUGGUACUUCUUCUUCUUCCUCUUCCUGGCCUUCUUCUUCCUCAUGGAAUUCUUCAUGGCUCAGGUCCGGCACAAGCAGAUCAAGGCCAAGCUAGUGGAGUCGGAGGCGGCGGACGUGGAGGAGGGCUCCAUGGUGGGGGUCCAGGAGCAGGCGCCCUCCCCCAAGAAGGCGGCCCCCAACUUCCACCAGGAGAAGGCGCUCCUGCUGCUGUAUCUCGUGCACUUCCUCCUGCAGGUCAGCUCCCAGGGCGUGUUCCUGUUCCUCCUCCACUACCGCCACCUGCCCCUGGUGAGCCAGGCCACCAUCCGCUGCAGCACUGGCAGCUGCCCGGGGCCCUACUUCUGCCUGGUCCGCGGCUCCAUCGAGAAGCGGAUGUCCAUCUACACCCUGGUCACUCUGUCCUUCAUGAUCAUCCUCUUCUGCUCUGGCUUCUUCAUGUACAGCGUCCACCACUACCUGCUGAAGGGCCUCCGAGUGCCAAGUAUUGGCCUAAAUGACGGCGGGCAGCUCAGGUCCCUGAACUCUGUCUGCCAGCCCCCGCCUUCCUCCUUCACAGAAUAAACCCGUGUUCUCCCUUUCUCUGGCCA
Molecule: messenger RNA, 3340 nt
Organism: Vicugna pacos (alpaca)
Lineage: Eukaryota; Metazoa; Chordata; Mammalia; Artiodactyla; Camelidae
Source: RefSeq, a predicted model, not a curated record